UUUAAAGUUACAUCAACUUCCCAUUGGACCUAGCAGUCCUACAUGUGGGUAUUUGCCCUAGUGAAAUGAAAACCUAGGACCACCCAAAAACCUAUAAAUGAAUGUUUAUAGCAACUUUGUGACAGCCCUAAACUGGAAAAACCCAAAUGAUCUCAAUGAGUGAAAGGAGGAAAAAAAAAAUCUGCACUAGAUCUCUAGAAUAUAAUACUAUUCGGCAGGAAAGAGGAAUGAGUCAUUGAUGCACAUGGAAAAUUGGAUAGACCUGAAAGACAAGCUGAGUGAGAGAAGCCAGUCACAGAACAUUUCAUUCAGCGGGUGUCCUAGGAAACAGCAAAACCACAGUGAUGGAAAAUAGAUCAAUGGUUGCUGGGGGUUGUGGUGGGAUAAGAGUUUGAAUAGAAAGAGGUAUUUUUUAGGUGAUGAAGCUAUUACUGUAUGUUCUGUUUGUGGCGGUGGUUACACGAAUCUAAACGUGUCAAAAUUCAACACCGGGGAAUAAGGCGGGGACUUGGUGUGGCGCUACGGUAUCUUUCGUCUUGGGUGUCUGUCGUGCCUUUUGCCCAGCUUCCAACUGCACUAUGUUGGGACAGAGCAUCUGGAGGUUCACAGCCUCUGUGGUCUGUAGGAGCCACUCUGAGGAGGGUCCAGGGGAGAAUUUGCCACUUUCAGUGGAAAACAAGUGGUGGUUACUAAAUAUGAUGACUGUGUACUUUGGAUCUGGAUUCACUGCACCUUUGUUUAUAGUAAGACACCGACUGCUCGAGAAAUUAGAAUGUUUUAAGUAAUCCAUUAAGCAGAUGUGAAAAGGAACGUUUUAAGAGGUGCGAUCUCUUUUCAAACGCUUGAAUUCAACAUACCCGGUAUGUUUGUUAAUGAACUUGAGGCAUGAAAAACAACCAGGUCAAAAUUCAAAGAACUGUAUGCCAAAAGAACAAAAAGCCAAAUUUACUCAAUGAAAUUGAGGAAAUUAUACAAAAUAAUUGUAUCAUCCUAUGCUUAUGGGUCCUUAGCUUCCUUGCGACAAUUUAAUAUGUCCA
Acinonyx jubatus (cheetah) is the source of this 1037-nucleotide messenger RNA. Its product is annotated as cytochrome c oxidase subunit 7C, mitochondrial-like. The coding region runs from base 579 to 785 and encodes 68 amino acids. NCBI's taxonomy places the organism in Eukaryota, Metazoa, Chordata, Mammalia, Carnivora, Felidae. The record is from RefSeq and is a predicted model, not a curated record. The transcript has a single exon. Gene Ontology annotation, biological process: mitochondrial electron transport, cytochrome c to oxygen.